Messenger RNA from Arabidopsis arenosa, 1576 nucleotides. The record is from the annotation of a GenBank genome assembly. NCBI's taxonomy places the organism in Eukaryota, Viridiplantae, Streptophyta, Magnoliopsida, Brassicales, Brassicaceae.
CGUGUUGAGGAGGCGGGAAAACAACAUCACCGGCGUCAGAGAGACCAAAGUCCCCUGAGAGAGAGAGAAAGACAAAACCUUCGAAUUCGCUGCUUUCUCUGUAACCGCCAUGGGUAUUAAGGGUUUAACGAAGCUUUUAGCCGACAAUGCACCAAGUUGUAUGAAAGAACAGAAAUUCGAGAGCUAUUUUGGUCGGAAAAUCGCUGUUGAUGCUAGCAUGAGCAUUUACCAAUUCCUUAUUGUUGUAGGAAGAACUGGGACUGAAAUGCUCACUAAUGAAGCUGGUGAAGUCACUAGUCAUUUACAAGGGAUGUUUAAUCGAACGAUUCGUCUUCUUGAAGCUGGAAUUAAGCCUGUCUAUGUUUUCGAUGGAAAGCCCCCGGAGUUAAAGAGACAAGAACUGGCAAAACGUUACUCCAAGAGAGCCGAUGCAACUGCAGAUUUGACUGGUGCAAUUGAGGCAGGAAACAAGGAGGACAUUGAGAAGUACAGCAAAAGAACUGUGAAGGUGACAAAACAGCACAAUGACGACUGCAAAAGACUCUUGAGACUCAUGGGGGUGCCCGUUGUUGAGGCCACUUCCGAGGCGGAAGCGCAAUGUGCAGCACUUUGCAAGUCAGGAAAGGUUUAUGGUGUGGCUUCUGAAGAUAUGGAUUCCUUGACUUUUGGAGCUCCUAAGUUUCUUCGCCACCUGAUGGAUCCUAGCUCCAGAAAGAUCCCUGUCAUGGAAUUUGAAGUUGCUAAGAUUUUAGAAGAGCUUCAACUUACCAUGGAUCAGUUCAUUGACUUGUGCAUAUUGUCUGGAUGUGACUAUUGUGACAGUAUCCGAGGUAUCGGAGGGCAGACUGCGCUAAAGCUCAUUCGCCAGCAUGGAUCUAUUGAGACUAUACUCGAAAAUCUAAACAAAGAAAGGUAUCAAAUACCCGAGGAAUGGCCAUAUAACGAAGCUCGAAAACUUUUUAAAGAACCUGAUGUCAUAACAGAUGAGGAGCAGCUUGAUAUUAAGUGGACCUCUCCAGAUGAAGAGGGUAUAGUUCAUUUUUUGGUGAAUGAAAAUGGAUUCAACAUAGACAGGGUAACCAAGGCGAUAGAGAAAAUUAAAACUGCGAAGAACAAAUCAUCCCAGGGCAGGCUGGAAUCAUUUUUCAAGCCAGUUGCUAACUCAUCCGUGCCUGCUAAGAGAAAGGGUACCAAAUGCUUGCUUCGGCAGUAUAAACCAGCCAUCAGCAAUAAAGUCUCCUCUCUGCAUGCUUUUGGAUGGAACUCCUCCAAUAACAUUGUUAGCAUUAGGCAGUUUUCUCUAUCCCGGGGUUUCAACCUUUCGGUUCAAAUGGCUGGAGCUGGCAUAGGCACAAGAAUCUAAAUAUCCGGUGAACAUUUAAAAUUAAUCUGCCGUAAUUUCUGUAGUUCUAUCUAGCUAAUGUUAAGCAUACAGCUGUGAGCAGGAAACUAUUUUACAUAGACUAAGUGCCUCCGUUCUUAAGAUUCCUGGGAUCAAUAUAACACUGUACUUUUUGUUUCACAUGUUUCUGGAUAUACAUCGAUAAUUUGGUGUUUAUAAACUGUUUUUUACUUG